UUGCUACAGGCUGCAAGAUCGAAGUCAAGAGACACAAGAUCUCCUGCACGUGCAAGGAAAACUACUCCAAAGGCUGCGAAGUCUCCAAAGCCGGCGAAACCAGCAAAGGCUACAAAAGUUACAAAAAGGGGAAAGGCUGGAGCGUCUCAAUCUCGUUCUCGCUCGGCAAGCCGAGGACGCCAAACAAAGAAAGUGGUCACCCCCAAGACUGCCCCUGCUCCUCCAAAAACCACAAGAAGCAGGUCAUCUUCCCGCGCACGUGUUGCUCCUAAGCCUCUAGAAAAGGAAGAGAGUGUGACACCUCCAACUUCUCGAACUUCUCGGGUCAGCGAACGUAGAAAGCCACAAGCUACUUCAACUCCCAUUAGAACUCUUCGUUCAGAUAGCCACUCACCAUCAAAGACUCAAAUCACUAAGGUUUCACCCUGUCCUCUUUAUCCAAACAUUGUGUGUGACAUCGGCCGAAAAGCAGUGAACUUUGUGAAAGAAAACUCUAAGGACUUGUUCAUCAGUUUCCUCAUAAUUGGACUUCUUUCUGUUCUUACACAUUUCAUCUUGUUCUACGAUCCCGCACACAUCAGAAGUCAUUUACAAAGUAUUCCAGGAAGAAUACAGAUCUUCGCUAAAAGCGCCUAUGCAUCGUUGAGAAAAUAA
Molecule: messenger RNA, 654 nt
Organism: Auanema sp. JU1783
Lineage: Eukaryota; Metazoa; Nematoda; Chromadorea; Rhabditida; Rhabditidae
Source: the annotation of a GenBank genome assembly